Mobula hypostoma (lesser devil ray) is the source of this 3971-nucleotide messenger RNA. Its product is annotated as ectonucleotide pyrophosphatase/phosphodiesterase family member 3-like. The coding region runs from base 137 to 2509 and encodes 790 amino acids. Lineage: Eukaryota; Metazoa; Chordata; Chondrichthyes; Myliobatiformes; Myliobatidae. Gene Ontology annotation, molecular function: metal ion binding; nucleoside triphosphate diphosphatase activity; nucleic acid binding. The transcript is spliced from 23 exons. The record is from RefSeq and is a predicted model, not a curated record. Gene Ontology annotation, biological process: nucleoside triphosphate catabolic process.
GCACAGUUAAUGAUGCCAUGUGAAUCAACAGAUUUGUAGACUGCAAAGGAGUAAGGAGAGUUUUAGAAAGAGGGAGAACCACAAUCCUUUACCAGUUUUGACAACUUGUGUAUGUGUCAGAGAAAAAUACUGAGAAAUGGUAAAUUUACAGAAACUAUCAAAAGAGGACGAACUAAAAAUAUUCAAAAUAUUGUGUGUGGCGCUGGUUGUCUGUUUAAUUGUUGUAUCUCUUGGACUUGGACUGGGAUUGGGUCUGAAACAUCAGUCAUCUCCUAAUGAUGAGAAGGGAGGGGAGCCAUCCUGGCUGGAAGAUCAGUGUGAAGAAAUCAAAACUCCUGAAUGUCCUACAGGAUUUUCCCGUCCACCUUUGAUACUACUUUCAUUAGAUGGAUUCAGAGCUGGGUAUCUAAAAACAUGGGACAACUUCCUCCCAGUUAUUGAGAAACUCAAAACCUGUGGAACGCACUCCAAGUAUAUGAGAGCCAUGUACCCCACUAAAACAUUUCCCAAUCACUACACGAUUGUCACGGGACUGUAUGCCGAAACCCAUGGCAUAGUUGACAACAACAUGUAUGAUUACGAACUUAAUAAGUCCUUUUCUCUGUCUGGUGAUGAAAAGAACAACCCAAAAUGGUGGGGAGGGCAGCCAAUAUGGCUGACAGCCAUGUAUCAGGGUCUGAAAGCAGGCACGUUCUUCUGGCCUGGAUCGGAAGUUAAAAUAAAUGGGACUUACCCGGACAAAUAUGUAAAGUUUAAUUCAUCUAUUCCAUUUGAAGAAAGAGUACGUACUGUUUUGGAAUGGUUAAGUUUACCUGAGUCUGAAAGGCCAGAUUUUUACACCCUUUAUUUUGAUGAACCAGACCACGCAGGACAUAAUUCCGGCCCUGGCAGUGGUGAAGUGGUUGAAGCUUUGCAGUUGGUUGAUCGGAUUGUAGGAAUGUUGAUGGACGAGCUUAAAAAGAGGAACUUGCAUAAAUGUGUGAACCUCAUCAUUGUAGCAGAUCACGGUAUGGAAAAUACUUACUGUGAUCAAACUGAGUUUAUGACAAACUACUUUGACAGUGUAAAGAAUUUACAUGUUUAUAGUGGUCCGGCUGCUCGCAUCCGAGCCAAAAAAGUUCCAGAGGAUUAUUUGAAAUUUGAUGCAGAAGGAAUUGUUCAGAGCCUUUCUUGCAGAUUCUCCAACCAGCAUUUUAUACCUUAUAUGGCAUAUGAGCUGCCAAAACGUUUCCACUAUGCCAACAACAGAAGGAUAAGUAAGGAGGUCCAUCUGUACUUGGAUAAGCAAUGGCAGGCUGCACGAGACAAGUCAUAUAAUUUCUGUGGUGGUGGAAAUCAUGGCUAUGAUAAUGAAUAUAAAAGUAUGCGUGCUAUUUUCAUAGGUCACGGGCCUGGCUUCAAAUUCAAGACGGAGGCUGGUCCAUUUGACAAUAUUGAACUCUACAACCUGAUGUGUGAUAUGUUGCAUAUCAUACCUUCGCCUAAUAAUGGAACUCACGGGAGCUUAAAUCACCUGCUGAGGAAUCCUCCUAAGAGUCCUACUCUUCCUGCUGAGGUAUCUGGUUUAUCUAACUGCCCCCUCUCCACACGAAAUUCAAGUGACAACUUGGGAUGUUUAUGCGAUAAUUCAACAAUCACAAUUAAGGAAAUGAAUGAAAACAUCAACCUAACGGCUGAACAAGUCAAAACAGCUGGAGCAAUAAGCAUGCCAUAUGGAAGACCAAGAGUUUUACAGAAGAACAGCAAAUAUUGCCUCUUGACACAUAAAUCUUACACAAAUGGAUAUAGUUCUGACAUUUUAAUGCCUUUAUGGAGUGCAUAUAAUGUUAACAAAUCGCAGGGACAGUCUGUUCUACCCCCUGACAUUCACAACUGCCUACGGGCUGAUCCUCGAAUCUCUCCAAGUAACAGCCAGCGGUGUUCAUAUUAUAAUACAGCUUCAAACAUCACCUACGGGUUUCUAUAUCCUCCCAAUAUGGUAACAGGAAAUCAACAAUAUGAUGCAUUAAUUACCAGCAAUCUUGUGCCUAUGUAUCAGGCUUUUAAAAAGAUAUGGCAUUACUUCCAUGAUAGUAUGUUGCUGAAGGAGGCUGUACGGAAGAAUGGUAUCAAUGUGAUGAGCGGGCCAGUGUUUGAUUAUAAUUAUGAUGGACACUUUGAUACACCAAAGGAAAUCCAAAUGCAUGUAAAUGACACGAACGUCCCCAUUCCAACUCACUUUUAUGUGAUCCUUACCAACUGCAACAACACUGCACAGACCCCUCUGUCUUGUGUUGGCCCUUUGAGUGUAAGGUCAUUCAUUCUACCUCAUCGGCCGGAUAACAGUGAGAGCUGCCCGGAGGGCAAACGUUAUCCUCAGUGGAUUGAAGAGCGAAUCUGGGCUCACACAGCACGAGUACGGGAUGUGGAGCUGAUCACUGGACUCGAUUUUUAUCACGACAGGAAGCAGCCAGUCGUAGAGAUUUUACAGCUUAAAACAUACCUACCUGAAUUUACACCUCAUGUUUAAUUAAUGAUUCCAACAAUACUUUGCUUAUUUAGAACUGAUAUGUGUAUAUUGCCUCUUCGGCAGAUAUUCAAAAUGGAUUGAUUAUUGUGAUACAUAUCUAUAAUGAUGAAUCUGAUCUCUUGUUCACAGUUGAUCAAUAUGAAGCAAACAAGUCAAAAAAUAAAAUGGCAGGCAGUUCAAGAUCUUUUUUUAUGUCACUAAGUAUCCAAUGGUUGAGAGGCAUGUCUGUUAGCUGCCGGUGAUUACCCUGAUAACUUCAUCUCUUCCCAAUUGCUCUCAGUAAGAGGCCAUGAUGAAUAAAUCGUAGCAACAAAAUAGGUGUGUGAUCCUCUGUUCUUUGUGCAUUAUAACCAGUAAGUGGCAUAGUUUUGUUACCCAAACAGGACAUAAAUUGGAAGCUGGCACACUCAUUUUUGGGUGUAGAGAUUAGGUAAAUAGUAUAGUUCCGUAGGGGCACACAGAAGCAUGUUUGACACCUUACUGGCUUCCAUGAUAUAGUUCAAUGGUUCCAUUUAAUAUCAGAGAACAUAUACAGUACACAACCUGAAAUUCUUACUCUCUGCAGACAUUCUUGAAACAGAAGAAAACAGCCAAAGAAUGAAUGACAGAAAUAAAACCUAAGAACCCCAAAGUCCCACCCCCUUCCACAUGCAAACUGCAUCAACCCUUCCCCCACUUAUUCUAGCAGAAAGCAUCAGCAUUCCUACCACCCACCACGCCCCAAAGAGAGACCCUGGUCUACAGUUCAUCAAAAACUAGUGUUAUUCCCAACAGUUCAGCAUCACUCCGCCUCUCUCUCGCUAACAAAGGAGACAGAGAGAUAUCACUCCUUCCUCAGCAAGAGGGGAGACAAAACAGUCACUAUUUUGAUGUUAUAUUCUGUCUGUACUUUUAUUUUGAGUUUCUUGGACUCAAGGAUCAGAGAGGGGAGGGAGAGAGAGAUAGAUUACCUGAGUGCAGAGGCCUCCGACAGCUGCACUCGCGGCAUCUUCAUGUUCCAGCUCCCGGCAACACUUCAGUUUGCCACCCUGGCGAGAAAUUGAGUCCACAGGCCGCACCCCGAAGGCACCCGUCUUCAGGCUGCUCCUGGAGAUAUUGAAAAUGUGGCCGAGUGGUGAGCUCCAAGAAUGGGUCUACACAGUUCCUGUGCAGAACCACAGUUUGAGUGUAGCUGUAGAUCACGGACCCCAGAAAUCUUGAAAAAAUAAAUAGAGACAUUAGAAUAAUUUAAACUGUUUCGCUGAUGGGCCAGGAGAAGUCACCCUCAGGUGCCAUCUUUAGCUUUGCACUCCCCCCAUGAUCUUUGUAGGAUUCCUUGCAAAAACCCUGCUUGUUGAAGAUACAGAAAUAUGAAGAUCAGUUUUUGAAUUGUGAUUUUACAUUAAUGUGGAGGAAAGAUGCAUAUGUCCUGGCCCGUGUCAUAUGCCUCUGCCAGCCCUUACUUCCACCUUUCUCUCAUUAU